Messenger RNA from Caenorhabditis remanei, 1029 nucleotides. RefSeq lists its product as uncharacterized. The transcript has 2 exons. The record is from RefSeq and is a predicted model, not a curated record. Gene Ontology annotation, molecular function: protein binding. Bases 1 to 1029 code for a protein of 342 amino acids. Lineage: Eukaryota; Metazoa; Nematoda; Chromadorea; Rhabditida; Rhabditidae.
AUGACCCCAUUCCCCCUCCUAACCCUCCCCAUCAAGAUUCUCCAAGAUGUAGUACAGAAUUUGAAGGUUAAUGAAUUAAUCACCUUAUCAAUUUUAUCUAAACGCACCACAAUUCUUGUCACUCCAGACAACUUCAUUGUGGAUUCAGUAAAGGCAAAAAUUGAUAAUCAUAUUGCAUGGAUCAGAUUCUAUAUGAAUGUAGAAUAUGAUCAGCCGGAUGGGUUAUUUGUCAUGAAAUUAAAUACAAACGCUAUGGGAUCCCUGAAGUUUAAAUACAUAACUCCCUGUUGGAAGGCUGAUCGUUAUAUCAGCAAUUUCCGGACUGAAAACGAUAACAACGAAGAAUAUACAUGGGACUAUGCAGGAAGUUCUAUUGGGAAUUGGAUAAACCAUCUCUUCACUGUCACGAAGUCUCAUAUUGAUUGGAUUUCUUUCAAUAAUAUAAAUGAGAUAUUCAAUUUGGACUCAAUGUUCUCCAUUUUCCAUCAUUUUCAAAACGAGCUGAGAAUGGAUGACAACAUCAGUCAUAAUACUGAAUUACGUAUUCUGGAAAAAUUUCAGCCAGUUAAACGUCUUAAAUUCAGUUUAGCUGAGAACAACCAGCAAAGCUUACAUAAGAUUUUCAUGCAAAACUUCGAUCAGUUGGUGCUUUAUGACGUCCAAAACUUGAUACUAGAUGAUUUACUACUCACGAAUAGUUUGAGUAUUACUUAUUCUCAUUCUAAUCUGACUUGCAAAGAAUUGAAUCGAUUCUUGAAGUUAUGGAUGAGACAUAAAGCGAAUCGAAGGUUGGAGCACUUGGCGUUCAGUAAUUUUCAAGGAUUUAAUGAACGAUCCUUUUUCAAAGGAUUAAAUUAUAUCACACUUGACGACGAGGAGGAGAGAAUCUUUGAGAAUAAGCGGUUCCCGUAUUCUACUGGCUUUUAUAAAAUUUAUGUUUAUGGCGGUUUUGAUAUUAUGAGAGACGAUGGGACUCGAAUGGCAAUUCAUGCUUGUAGUACCGAUCUGGAAUUUUUUGUUUGGAAUUAA